CGUAUAUCCAUCUCGCUCGCACAACAAUAUUCGAAUCGAAUCUAGGGCAACACCAAUUGACAAGCUUGGAAAAACACAUGUUUUACUCACAUACUUUGCGUUUGACCCGUUUUGACAGUUCAACAUGUGCAAAGCGUCAAACCGACAAUUUGUGUGCCAGUGUGACAUGCUGAUUUAGUACUGUCACUGCGGAGAUGUUUGCUUGAAAAUCAUAUUCAUUUUUCGAAAAAGUUGUGUAAUUCAAAAGGAAGAAUAAGAUAAAAAUGGAAGGUUUACUAAUAUUGAACAAACUUUCGCUGAAGGUGUUGAGCAGCCAAUUUAACCAGUGUACAAUAUUUGUUCGAAGGUUAUGUUCGGUGGAAAAACAAAGUGUUUUUAACAAGAACAGCAAUGACGCUGAAACCAAAGAACAGCACGACGAGGUGCCUGCAAAAAAGAAAACCAUCAAAGUGGCAAUCAUUGGAGCACCAAACUCCGGCAAAAGUUCAUUCAUCAAUAAAAUCACCAACCAUCGGACAUGCCCAACUUCGCGGAAAGUCCACACAACAUUGACCCAAUCGACCAACAUUUAUAAUAAAAAAAACACACAAAUGAUCCUCUUCGAUACGCCCGGCUUCACCACCGUCAAAGAAAACAUAAAAUAUAAUUUGAAUGAUGAGUAUAUACGGGCAUGUAACAGUUCCAUCGAAAAUGCCGAUUUAAUCGCUCUCAUUCAUGAUGUUUCCGAUUCGUAUACGAGAAAUGUAGUGCAUCCAACCAUUUUGGAAGCGCUUGUCUCCAACAAAAGCGUGCCAAGCAUUCUAAUUAUGAACAAAAUUGAUAUGGUACUAUCGAAACGAAUUCUGAUCAAUUUGGUACAAGUUCUGACAGAGGGAACAUUGACGUGCAAAGAACGCCAAUAUUUACCGUGGAAAGGACGCGAAGAGAAGUUUUUAGCCGAUAUGAAGCGACCGGUCAAAUACAAGAACGACAAAUCAGUUGGUUGGCCAUAUUUUUCCGAAGUGUUUCUGGUGUCCGCUAUCUGCGGUGAUGGAGUUGAACGGGUUGCCAACUAUAUUUCCAAACAGUCACGUAAAAAACCAUGGGAAUAUCCAGAGUACCAAUUCACCGAUCAACGACCUGAAGAUCUUAUUAUCAACAAUGUUCGAGCCGCUUUAUUGGAUUUCCUACCAAAAGAGAUCCCAUAUCAACUGCAAUGCGAAAUGGAAUUAUUUGAAGUAAAGGAAAACCGUAUUCAUGCUCAUGUUAAUAUACAUGCGAAGAAAAAACGCCACAAAGAAGUGAUUAGCGGCGUUGAUAACAAACGUCUCAAACAAAUUUCUGAAGUAGUUGAAUCGAACAUUAUUGAACUGUAUAAUUCGCAUGUGUCGAUAGUUUUGAAUGUUUUUGCCAAAACAUAAAUCAUUCGAGAAAUCCACUUUCGAUACAAAGCCACGGCGGAACAACCCCUGCAAUGAUUUAUGUAGAAUAAUAAUUUUUUUCCUGGAAAUUCAAAUAAACAUUGAGAAAAUAGCAAA
This is a messenger RNA of Sitodiplosis mosellana (orange wheat blossom midge), 1517 nucleotides long. Its product is annotated as GTPase Era, mitochondrial-like. The record is from RefSeq and is a predicted model, not a curated record. Bases 264 to 1400 code for a protein of 378 amino acids. Gene Ontology annotation, cellular component: mitochondrial matrix. Gene Ontology annotation, biological process: ribosomal small subunit assembly. The transcript has 2 exons. Gene Ontology annotation, molecular function: rRNA binding; GTP binding; ribosomal small subunit binding. NCBI's taxonomy places the organism in Eukaryota, Metazoa, Arthropoda, Insecta, Diptera, Cecidomyiidae.